GUGUUCCGUGCAGGGUUGAGAAGAUGGUCACGUUACAUCCACUGUAACAGGUCGGAUAGCAGAUUAUGGACUAAACUGGAUUUAUUUGGCGUUACGAGGCACCUGUGUCACGGUUUAACAGUCUACAUCCCUUAGAAUGGUGUGCAAGAUCUAAAAGUACUGCUUUUCAGAUAAUAAGCAAUCUUUUACAACUUUGGGGAAGAAUAUGGAGAAAUGCAGAUCUCGACCCCGAAGACCCGACAAAGCACUUUAUGUUCCGAAAGCUAGACGGAGUACAGCCGAUCAUGAGGACCAUGAACUUAACAAGCCCGCUGUGCAAAUAGAUGACUGCAGCCUGGAUUCUCAGGGUGAUGGGAGCAGCGAGAAUAAAUUACAUCACAAAAAUGCUACUCAAAAGAAUAGGCAAGGCGUUGCCAAGAGCAGUUCCUAUUCUAGAGGUAUUGAAGCAGAUGAGACAGAUGGCAAACCGUCCAAAUCCAAAAUCUCUCCGAAAUAUUCAAAACAAAAAGAAAGGAAACAUUCUAGCAAGCAGACAAAGGCCAAGCUGAACAGUUCGUUAUCUGAAGCUUUUAAUAGUCUCCUUGUUAAUGAGGAAAAAGAAACUUUGUUGCUGGAAACGGAUGAAAGCUUUGUGACGGCAUCUCAUGCUGCUUCUGUUCCUCACAACAUUUCUCUGUCGAAUGAAACAGAGCAGGUUGCAACUCAGGGCGAUUGUGAGAACCCGAGUCUUGGAGAAAAGCUUGCAAAUAGAGGGUCAGGAGAGGGUAAAGUAGAGCAAGACGGGUCUAUGAGGAAAGAGCACAUCAAGGAAAGAGAUGAAUCUAGGAAGUCGGUAGAAGAUGCAUCAGGGUUUACAGAUUUAUGUCAGGAUGACCCUACUGUAUCGUCAAGCAUAGCCAGGUUAUCUAGCCCCGAGGAUCUGGUAAUAGGAACCAAUGAAGUGUCUGUGUGUGACAGCAAAACAUUAGAUUUUUCUUCCAGGUCUAUGCAUAGCAGCUGUGAGAAUUUGGCACAGAAUACAGGCAACAUAAUCGAAGAAAAGCAUAAUGCUUCACUCUCUGAUACAGAUAAUGCCAAAGUAAUUUCCACAACUCACAUUAAUAUUCCUGAAAACAUAUCUGGACAGUUUACAGUCUGUUUAAGCGAUCCACAUAAAAUAAGUACUGAAAAUAUUGCAGAAAAAUUGGAUUUAUCACCUCCAGUAACAGAGGAUGCCUCAGAACACAUGACACAAUGUAGCAGAAGCGUUGUCUGUGUGAGUAAUCCCAGUAGCAUCACAGCAGAUGAAAACAUCACGGAUUUAAAAGAAUGCGCGGAUGAAAGAGGCAAAGGGGUAGCAGAUGACAUUCAUUCUUCCAAAAUCCCCAUAAAAUGUGACAACAGAAAUGCCGAACCUCAAAAUGGGAAUAAAUCUGAAGAAUUAUGUGAGGGUAGGGGUGAAGGCAAUUGCAGAAACAUGAAUAAUGCAGAUAAGGGGCCGGGAUGCAUUAGUCAUAUAACAGAAGCUGAAAGUAUAACGCUGACAGAAGCUGAAAAUAUAACGCUGACAUCUGUAAGCAGCUCGGAUGAUCUGCCAGGGGAGGACAUACACAGUACAUCGUCUAGGCCCGUGCAGGAGGCAAAAGGUUCCUCAAGCACCAAAAACGAGACUAACAAAGAGCACAGGGAUGAACGACCUUGUGUGGCUAUUUCUGAGGUCUCGACUGAAAAUCCAAACCUGACUCAAGGUGCUGGGAGUGAAGAUGAUGACGAGAGCUGGGAUGCUCUGUUCACUGAUGAUGGAGAGUGCCUUGACCCUCAUUUGUUGGAAGAGCUAACAAACCACGAGAAGAGCAGAGAGGACUCGCAGACAUCCAGAUUUAACUACUAUGACUAUGAGCCACAAGAAGCAGAAUUUGAUGAUUCGGAAUUAUCCCAUGUGAUCGAAAUCUAUGACUUCCCUGCAGAGUUUAAGACAGAGGACCUAAUGCGUGCGUUUUCCAAUUACCAGAAAAAAGGAUUUGACAUUAAAUGGGUUGAUGAAACACAUGCCCUCGGUCUGUUCUCCAGUCCAAUUACAGCCCGCGAUGCCUUGUCCAACAAGAAUCCAAUGGUCAAAGUCCGCCCAAUGUCUCAAGCUUCAAGAGCUUCUCGAGCCAAAGCAAGAUCAUGUUCUGAUUUUCUGCAGCCUGCUAAAGAGCGUCCACAAACGUCUGCGGUUCUUGCAAGGAGACUUGUGAUUAGUGCCCUGGGAGUGAGAAGUACCCAGACCAAAGCGGAGAGGGAGGCUGAACGAAAGAAGCUUCAGGAAGCUAGAGAGAGAAGACAUUUAGAAGCCAAGCAGCGUGAAGAUGCCUGGGAAGGAAGGUGAUGACACCGAUGUUUGAUCACAGUUGGAAGAAUGACACGUAUCUGUAACAAAGAUCCUCCAAACAGGCAUAAAAGAUUUUUGUUUGCGACAUACUCGGUGAUUGACCUAUUCUUAAAGCCUUUGUUUAGAUUUUGUCUCGCACAGUAGACAUUUUUAAAGUGUUUGAACUGGCAAAUAAGUGGAGAACUGGAAGGGAGUGAUACGUUUACAGUUUUCCAUUGAAAUCACUCUCCAGAUAAAAAGAAUGUUAAGCGGAUUUUAUUUGUGUUUUUUCCUUUUUUUUUUCUUUUUUUUGGAAUAAGAGAAAUGAGGCUGAUUUUUCUUUUUAAAGAAACACCUUUCGGUGUUAAAAUAUUCAUUGAGUAGCUAUGAGCUAGAUAAUUCACGGCAGACUUAUGUACUUUGAUGUUGGAAGUAGUGAAACAUUUAAAGCGGAACAAGCGAACACAAAGCAAUGAAAUAUGUUGUCGAGCUUUUGUGAGGGAUGCCUGAAAAUUGCAGUGAUUCUGAGGAGUGUGUUAUCAAUUAUAAUAGAUCAAAAGCGAAUAGCGCAUCGCACCCAGAGUCCCUCAAAUACAUUAUCCGGCGUUCUAGCAUCUAUCGGGUAGCGCUCGCUGCUGUACGAGUGUCAUUUGUUUUAUUCACCAGCGAAAGAUCUCCAGAAUUGAAUUAUUUCCUAAAAUAUGAGUUAUAUUUUUUUUUGAAUCGGUUAAAGAUGCUGUUCCACUUGGACAAAGCAUUAAUCACACUGUGUGGUAUUCUGAGCUAG
Spea bombifrons (plains spadefoot toad) is the source of this 3119-nucleotide messenger RNA. It is a transcript of the gene R3HCC1L, whose product is annotated as R3H domain and coiled-coil containing 1 like. Bases 206 to 2350 code for a protein of 714 amino acids. The record is from RefSeq and is a predicted model, not a curated record. NCBI's taxonomy places the organism in Eukaryota, Metazoa, Chordata, Amphibia, Anura, Pelobatidae. The transcript is spliced from 8 exons.